Molecule: messenger RNA, 1609 nt
Organism: Oryza sativa Japonica Group (Japanese rice)
Lineage: Eukaryota; Viridiplantae; Streptophyta; Magnoliopsida; Poales; Poaceae
Source: RefSeq, a predicted model, not a curated record
GGAAGCUAGAAGAGAGAGGCUCCGUGAGGACGUCAAAAGGAGGAAGAGUGCAAGUUCCUUCAAGCCCAGAGGAGCUAAAGAACUAAUCCUGCUAAUCAUCGAGAGGCUCGCUGGCGACGAUCACAACUGCAGAGAGAUAUGCGACACCCAAGGCCUGCUGUCCAAGAUCACAGCUCCGAUCACUUCACGUGCUUUCCUUGACGCCGUUUGCGAAGACGAUGAUGUAUGGUUUGACAUAUUAAGCACAUCGCUCAGAGUCCUGGCCAGGCUUAUCAGUUCUCCUGGAGAAGCCAGCACAAGGCUGCUCCAGGAAACCUCAACUAGCCAGGACAUGGUAAGCAACUUGCUACGUAUUAUCAAGCGAAACAACGAUCGCUGGCUUCGACUGCAGGAACCGGCACUACAGAUCCUUGCACAGGUUGCAUUGGGGCCUUAUACUGGGCUCAUGACCAAGGAAGAGUUUGUUAGUCUGCUUCGGGACAUCUUCUUCGGCAACAAGGAUAACAUUGAGGAGAAAAGCAGGUGAACUGCUUGUAAAAUCUCUCUCAACUCCAAGUAACGGCGACGGGAUAGCAGGGACCAUCAUGGAAAUCUUGUGUGAAGGCGACUCCAAGGAUGUUUUGGAUAUAAGGAGAUACGGCACCGUGGUUGAUCAACUCACUGAAAUGCUUGUCAAGGACAAGCAGUGCCAGAUUAGCGCAGCAGCAAUAUUGGAGCACCUAUGUUCUCGCUUCCUGAAGAGCUGCCAACUAUCGAAGCAGGAUGCCAUCAAUCUUUUGACAACGGUUCUGGGCCUAAUAUUGUCCAGUAAUACGGAAAGAAAUGCAGUGGCAGGUUCAGAUUCAAGCAACUAUGCAGGUGCUGCGACAGAGGCGAGAGGAAGCGACUAUUCUGCAAUAGCCAGAGAUGAAGAAAGCCAACCGCCAAAAGAUGCCGUUCAGGACAAGUCCCCUACGGAGCAAGAUGAUAUACUAUCUCAGGAAAAGAAAUUGCUUGCGGCCUUGCUAUCCUUUACAAUGGUGAUAUGCGAGAAACUGAUUGAUGCAGAUGACUUCUCUAAUGUUGCUCAUGUGGACAGAGAACUGUUGAAGAAGCUGAUAGAGAUAAUAGAUGUAAAUAACGAUGCCACAGCUGACUGUCUGAGAAUAAUGAAGCUUUCCUGUCAGGUGGCUAUACUAGCAAUUCAGCACAAACCGAGCUGCGCCAAGGACUUCAAUGAACAUGAUCGAAAUCAUGUACUGACCAAGGCUUCAGAGAACUUGUUAGAACUUGAUAAAUGCAUGUUCUUUGCUGGUAAUGAUCAUGAGGCAAUCAAGCCUGCUAGAUCUCUCUCUUCUCUUGUGAAAGAAGCACAAGAACGCUUCAAGGAAGCACAAGCUAGAGCCAGGUAAUCAUUCGACCUGACAAGGGGAAAAUCAUUUCAUCAGUAUAUAUACUGAUCAUCUGCAGCUAGCUGUACCACUAUUAUGAAGAGUUGGGUAAGCAAGCCUCGACCAACAAAUGGUAAACCUAUAAUAAAGUAUUGUGUGCUUGAAACGCCAAGUAAAACAUGUCUUGUUGUGUAUUUGGGACAACUCCAUGUAUAUUAUGAAUAUUUUCGGAACUAUGA